Naumovozyma castellii is the source of this 552-nucleotide messenger RNA. It is a transcript of the gene ARL1, whose product is annotated as Arf family GTPase ARL1. The transcript has a single exon. The coding region runs from base 1 to 552 and encodes 183 amino acids. The record is from RefSeq and is a predicted model, not a curated record. Lineage: Eukaryota; Fungi; Ascomycota; Saccharomycetes; Saccharomycetales; Saccharomycetaceae.
AUGGGUAACUUUUUCAGUUCGAUGUUUGACAGAUUAUGGGGGGUGAACAAGGAACUCCGUAUCUUAAUCCUGGGGUUGGACGGUGCUGGGAAAACCACAAUCCUGUAUAGGCUACAGAUAGGUGAGGUGGUCACGACGAAACCUACCAUUGGGUUCAAUGUGGAGACUCUGACGUAUAAGAAUUUGAAGUUGAAUGUUUGGGAUUUGGGGGGUCAGACGAGUAUUAGACCUUACUGGCGUUGCUAUUAUGCUGAUACCGCUGCUGUUAUAUUCGUGGUGGAUUCUACUGAUAAGGAUAGAAUGGGUACUGCUUCCAAGGAGCUGCAUUUGAUGUUACAAGAGGAGGAAUUACAGGACGCUGCGUUGUUGGUGUUUGCCAAUAAACAAGAUCAACCUGGUGCGUUAAGUGCCAGCGAAGUGUCUAAAGAAUUAAACCUUGUAGAAUUAAAGGAUAGAAGUUGGUCCAUCGUGGCAUCAAGUGCAAUUAAGGGGGAAGGGAUCUCAGAAGGUCUUGACUGGUUGAUAGACGUCAUAAAGGACGAGCAACUGUAA